This is a messenger RNA of Frankliniella occidentalis (western flower thrips), 2018 nucleotides long. RefSeq names its product hemicentin-2-like. Bases 36 to 2003 code for a protein of 655 amino acids. The transcript has 10 exons. The record is from RefSeq and is a predicted model, not a curated record. Gene Ontology annotation, molecular function: protein binding. NCBI's taxonomy places the organism in Eukaryota, Metazoa, Arthropoda, Insecta, Thysanoptera, Thripidae.
CCCUAAUCAAUAACAAUUAUGCUGCAGUGACAUGGAUGAAAGGAACGCGCGACAUCACCAACAGCGGUCGCGCCAUGCGAGAGAACGUGGGCGACUACGUGCGCCUUACGCUCAAGCGGGCCAUACUAUCUGAUGGAGGCACCUACUUCAUCGUCGCCAAGAACAUCUUCGGCACUGACCGCGCCUUCUUCACCGUUCAAUUCCGGCAGCGGGCGCGUUCCCUCACGCCCGUGCGCCACCGCCGGAGCAGUCUGGGGCCCGGGGACGAUUUCUGGGAGCAGAGCGGUGACUGGCCCAGCACCGGUCACCUGGACGACGCCAGCCAGAUACUUCGCGACAUUCACGAGAGAUCAAAGACUCGAAGAGAGGUACCGGGGCCAAUCGCCGGGGAGCCGGUCAUCGCGGACAGCGGGCGCAACUGCGUGACCCUGACGUGGCCCAAGCCCAUCCACCACGGCGACGCGCCGGUCCUGGCCUACCGCGUGGAGGCCUGGCGCCUCGGCUCCGAGGGCGGCGCUAGGUGGGGCGAGCUGGGCAUCUCGCCAACCAACGCGUACGACGCGUUCGGGCUGGUGGCCGGCGCCGACUACCGCCUGCGCAUCACGCCCCGCAACCGGCACGGCUGGGGCGAGGCGCUCGUGUCGGCGCCGCUGCGCGUGCAGCCGGGCGCGCCCACGCUGCCCGAGUUCACCAGGCCGCUGGCCGGCCACAUCAAGGCGCUCCGCGGCCAGGACAUCGUCAUCGAGUGCCAGGUCCGCGGCGACCCGAGCCCGCAGACGCGCUGGACGCUUGACCUGGACGCGGUGGAGGCCAAGGAGGGCCACAUCGCCCUGGUGCGCGAGGGCGGCCUGUGCCGCCUCACGCUCACCGGGGUGCGCGAGGACGACGCCGGCCGCUACUGCUGCGAGGCCUCCAACUCGGCCGGCAGGGUGUCCACCUUCGUGCGGCUCCAGGUCGUCAGCGACCCGCAGCUGCUGCACGCCGACACCAAGCUGCGCAGGGACGCCAUCCUGCCGGAGGGGGACUUCCCUCCGCAGUUCACCAUGCGGCUCCGAGACCGGCGGGUGCAGCAGUCCUACCCCGUGCGGCUCACCUGCCAGGCUGUGGGCUGCCCCGAGCCGAGCGUCACCUGGCAGCGGGACGGCGAGGCCCUCAAGGAGAACGACCGGAUCUCGUUCGUGCGCUCGGACGAUGGCUUCCACUCGCUGGACCUGAGCGGCGCGCUGCUCGAGGACGGCGGCGAGUACUCGGCCACGGCCACCUCGGCCCUGGGCGCCGUCACCUGCCGCUGCACGCUGGUCGUCGACAAGGGCAUCCGCGCCUACGUGGCGCCCGAGUUUGUCGCCGAGGUGGGGCCCGCCCGCGAGGUCGAGGUGCGCGAGGGCGAGGACCUGCACCUGUUCGCCAUCGUCGAGGCCUACCCGAGCGUCGGUGUAGUCUGGCACCGAGACGCCGUCCGCCUGCGCCAGUCGCAGCACACGACGGCCACCCUGGACCGGGACGGGCGCGUGGAGCUGGACGUGCGCCACGUGACGGCGCGCGACGCGGGGCUGUACACGUGCACGGCCUCCAACGAGGUGGGCCGCGCCACCAGCACGGCCAGGGUGCGCGUCGUGCCCGCCGACGGGCCGGUGGCCGCCACCCUGGUGGACGGCGAGGACGACGACGACGCGCCGCCGGCCUCCGACCUCCCGUACUCCAAGGAGCCCGCCUUCAUCCGCAAGCCGAGGUCCUUCGACGUCGAGGAGGGCGACAACGUCCUCAUCGUGUGCGAGGUGGUCGGUGACCCCAAGCCCGAGGUGUCCUGGCUCCGGGACUGGCUCAAGCCCGACUACUACCACCACUCGCCGCAGUUCGUGCGGGUCGGCUCGGGCCCCGAGUACCGGCUCGAGAUACCCCAGGCGCGUCUGGACUUCACCGGGACCUACGCCAUCCUGGCCCGCAACCAACAUGGGGAGGCUAAAGCCAUAAUAUCUCUGCAAGUCUUCGCCAAGGGUGAGUAGUACGGACAGACGGAC